CUUGGGCCUUUGUAUUGGGUCAGCACAGCCCAAUGUGGUAAAAACAGAGGCCGCCCACCAACCUCUGCAAGUUCCCGCUUUCACCUGGACUUAGUAAACAAACACCAGAAACCCUAGAGAAAUAUUGCCAAGCAAGAAGAGGACGCAGCAAGCAACCCAAUCAGUCCUAAAUAUUUGAUUUCUGAAGGUUCUACACAAGAUGUCCUCCAGAAUCGCCCAAAUCCGCCUUGUCAGUUCUCACCCCGAGGUUUAUGAACCGUGUGAUGAUUCGUUUGCUCUAGUAGAUGCGCUUUUAGCUGAUCGAACAAACCUGUUGCAGCACCAACCGGCAUUGUGCCUGGAACUGGGUUGCGGCAGUGGCUAUGUCAUUACUUCUCUAGCUCUUAUUGUUGGCCAGGAGGCGCAGUAUAUUGCGACUGACAUUAACCCCCAUGCGGUGAAGGUGACUCAUGAGACGUUGGAAGCACAUGGGGUUCAUGCGGAGUUGAUAAAUACUAACAUUGCAUCAGGACUGGAGGAGCGUCUGAAAGGUUUGGUUGAUGUAAUAGUUGUGAACCCACCUUAUGUGCCGACCCCUGAAGAUGAAGUGGGACGCGAAGGAAUAGCAUCUGCUUGGGCUGGCGGGGAGAAUGGACGUACUGUGAUUGACAAGAUGCUGCCGGUUGCUGACACUCUUUUGUCAAAGAAGGGCUGGUUGUACAUGGUCACUCUUUCAGAAAACAAUCCCUCGCAGAUAUGCCUUCAAAUGAGAGAGAAAGGCUAUGCUUCCAGAAUCCUUGUCCAGAGAUUGACAGAAGAAGAAAAUCUACAAAUCAUCAAGUUCUGGCGGGAUUCCGAUUUGCAAGUAGCGGAAAAGGAAAACAAAACAGUUCCUGCAAAGGACAUGGAGUCUUUGCUCUCUGACUUCCAUAUAUUCCCGUUUCUGAGAGGCAGUCACGACGACAGUAGCUGAUGAAUCGAGAAGAGGGGAAACAUAAGUUGUCUAGUGUGUACAUGAUGGAAAAAUGGUUUCUAUUCUCAUAUUCUUAUGAGUUCUGGAAACCUUUGUCUGAAUGUGAGAUGCACACAAUUGAACUGUUUGGUGCCGUCGGGGACUUCGCUUAUACGAUCAUUUUCUACGAAAAUAUGUAAGUCCCGGAUUCAUGUUUUCACAAGCAUCUGCAGAACAUCUUCAUCAUAUUGUCAUAGUUUUAUACCAAGUAAUUUGGGU
Messenger RNA from Malus domestica (apple), 1210 nucleotides. RefSeq lists its product as uncharacterized. The record is from RefSeq and is a predicted model, not a curated record. Gene Ontology annotation, molecular function: protein methyltransferase activity; S-adenosylmethionine-dependent methyltransferase activity; nucleic acid binding. Gene Ontology annotation, biological process: methylation. Gene Ontology annotation, cellular component: eRF1 methyltransferase complex. NCBI's taxonomy places the organism in Eukaryota, Viridiplantae, Streptophyta, Magnoliopsida, Rosales, Rosaceae.